Molecule: messenger RNA, 1486 nt
Organism: Carica papaya (papaya)
Lineage: Eukaryota; Viridiplantae; Streptophyta; Magnoliopsida; Brassicales; Caricaceae
Product: Radical SAM superfamily protein
Biological process (GO): tRNA methylation; rRNA base methylation
Molecular function (GO): iron-sulfur cluster binding; RNA methyltransferase activity
Source: RefSeq, a predicted model, not a curated record
CUAAGGAAAAAGAGACCCUAAAUCCUCCCAAUGGUAAAAAACCUGCAACAGGUUUCCAGUUUGUUUCUUAAUUUUUAGAUUAGCGAAAAGUAUAAUAUGAGAUUCGAAUCAGUAUUUGACGCUGCAGAAAUCACAUCCCAAUUUGAAAAAGCUGGAAUCAACCCUAUCUUCAUCCCCUCCAUUUGGAAGUACUUAAUUCAGCAUCCAGAGUGUGAAUGGGAUGAAAUUCCGUCUUUGCCUUCGGCUGCUUACACUCUGCUCCGCUCAAGAUUUAAGCCUGUUACUUCCACUCUUCAUUCACUUUUCCACUCCUCCGAUGAAGUCACCACAAAACUCCUCAUUAAGUUGCAGAAUGGGGCUUUUGUAGAGGCUGUGAUUAUGCGGUAUGAUACCCGUCUGGGAAAAUAUGCAGGGAAACCCCGUCCUGGCGGUCCGAGGUCUACAUUGUGCAUUUCAUCGCAGGUCGGCUGUAAAAUGGGUUGCAAGUUCUGUGCAACUGGAAGUAUGGGGUUUAAGAACAAUUUGUCAUCAGGAGAAAUCGUGGAGCAACUGGUUCAUGCGUCACGUUUAUCAAACAUACGCAAUGUGGUUUUCAUGGGAAUGGGGGAACCAUUGAACAACUAUAAUGCUGUAGUGGAAGCUGUUCGUGUCAUGACAAGAUCACCGUUUCAGCUGUCACCAAAGAGAAUUACCAUCUCAACGGUUGGCAUUAUCCAUGCUAUCAAAAAGCUUCAUAUCGAUCUACCGGGUUUGAAUUUAGCAGUUUCAUUGCAUGCACCAGUUCAAGAUAUCCGUUGUCAAAUCAUGCCUGCAGCUAGAGCUUUUCCUCUUGACAAACUUAUGGAUACACUAAAAGUAUAUCAAAAGGACAGUCAGCAAAAAAUAUUGAUCGAGUACAUUAUGCUUGAUGGAAUAAACGACGAAGAGCAGCACGCUCACCAACUUGGCAAAUUGUUGGAGACAUUUCAAGUGCAGGUUGUGAAUUUGAUACCUUUCAACCCAAUUGGUAAUCUAAGUCAAUUCAAAACGAGUAAUGAACAGAAAGUGUUAAGAUUCCAGAAAAUUCUGAGAGGCACCUAUAACAUCCGAACAACAAUCCGCAAGGAAAUGGGUCAGGAUAUUAGUGGUGCCUGUGGACAGUUGGUCGUAAACCUGCCUGAUAAGAACUCCGUUGAUAACAAAGGCCUCUUAACUGACAUUGAAGAUCUUCGAAUUUGAUAUAAGCCCAAAUCCUUUCAUAAGAAGAAUCGACAGUAUUAUGAGGAUUGGCAUGGAGUCCCAUCAGGUAGCAGCACUUUUUAAUGGAUUAAAGUUUUUCUUGGUAAAUAUAUAUGUGUGUGUGUGUGUUUUUGUUACAGUAGUUACCUAUUAUGUUAUUUGAAGAUAGUUUCUGUUGCUUACUCCUUGUCUGGUAUUGCCUGGCAAAUCAUAUAAAAUAUACAGCAGAGGUUUAAUUGCAAUCAAAUAAUUAUCUGAAUGUCUGCAA